Messenger RNA from Gossypium raimondii (Peruvian cotton), 1475 nucleotides. RefSeq names its product U-box domain-containing protein 4. Gene Ontology annotation, cellular component: nucleus; cytoplasm. Lineage: Eukaryota; Viridiplantae; Streptophyta; Magnoliopsida; Malvales; Malvaceae. The record is from RefSeq and is a predicted model, not a curated record. Gene Ontology annotation, molecular function: protein binding. Bases 157 to 1218 code for a protein of 353 amino acids. The transcript has 2 exons.
CCCUCGCUCUUACACUAUUUUUCAGCCCUUUAUCAACUAACCCGGAUACGCCUCGUUUCUGAUUCCGGUUAACCCGAUUUGAACAUCCAUCCUGAAUCGUGGUUUUCGAUUAACGCUGGCUAGAUUUUGAUGCAGUGACAGUGUGGUGGCUUAGAUAUGGAGACAGAGAAUCCGGUGAAUUACAAGUAUAUGGGGAGGAGCUUUAAUGAUUUGAGUAUCAACGACGAUUCUACAGCUUUCAGUGAUUGUAACAGCGAUAGAUCGGGGGAGUUCCCAUCGGCAUCGUCUCAGAACCGGCGAUUACUACUCGCCUGUGCUAAUUCCGAGAAUUCGGAUGAUUUGAUACGGCAGCUCGUAUCGGAUCUCGAUUCCUGUUCGAUUGACGAGCAAAAGCAAGCGGCUUUGGAGCUUAGGCUUCUGGCGAAGAACAAGCCGGAGAAUCGAAUCAAGAUCGCUAAAGCUGGCGCGAUUAGGCCUCUGAUUUCGUUAAUUUCAUCCUCUGAUCCCUAUCUUCAAGAAAACGGCGUGACGGCGAUUUUGAAUCUCUCUUUAUGCGAUGAGAACAAAGAACUUAUAGCCUCCUCCGGAGCGAUUAAGCCACUGGUUAGAGCUUUGAGAACAGGAACUUCAACGGCUAAAGAAAACGCAGCUUGUGCUUUGCUUCGGCUAUCGCAGGUAGAAGAAAACAAGGUAGCGAUCGGACGGUCAGGAGCUAUUCCACUGUUAGUUAAUCUUCUCGAAAACGGUGGAUUUCGCGGGAAAAAGGACGCAUCAACGGCGCUUUAUUCUCUAUGCACGGUUAAAGAGAACAAAAUCAGAGCCGUUGAAGCGGGGAUCAUGAGACCACUAGUGGAAUUAAUGGCCGACUUCGGGUCAAACAUGGUUGACAAGUCGGCUUUCGUUAUGAGCGUGUUGGUACCCGUACCGGAAGCUAAAACGGCAUUAGUCGAAGAAGGAGGGAUUCCCGUUUUAGUGGAAAUCAUCGAAGUCGGAUCGCAAAGGCAAAAGGAAAUCGCCGUAGCAAUCUUAUUACAGAUUUGCGAAGAUAGUGUGCUGUUCCGUACUAUGGUGGCCCGCGAAGGAGCCAUUCCUCCCUUAGUCGCUUUGUCUCAGUCCGGCACCAAUCGCGCCAAGCAAAAGGCGGAGACAUUGAUAGAGCUUCUACGGCAACCAAGAUCCGGCAACGCCGCUGCCAGGCACUCAGAUGUGUCAGUAUAAAACUGUCCCUACCACCGCACAUGGAGAUUGUAAUAAAAAAAUCCAAAAGAGAAACAAUGAAAUUAGAUUUUAGACGGGAAAAGAAAAAUGAAAGGAAAAUAUUGAAAAUGUAAAUAUCUUUGAAGUACUAUCGAUAUAUUGUGAUAACGUGAUGUGAGACUUUGAUAUGCUUUGUUGAUCGGGUUUUGGUUUGCCUUUUGGCUUUAUUUCAUAAAGAAAAAAGAAUAGUAUAUAUAAAUUGUUGACAGUUCAACUGC